Messenger RNA from Funneliformis caledonium, 126 nucleotides. The record is from the annotation of a GenBank genome assembly. Lineage: Eukaryota; Fungi; Glomeromycota; Glomeromycetes; Glomerales; Glomeraceae.
AUGUAUAAUCAAGAAGAAAAAGAGGAGAUAUUUUCUCUUGCAAUCCAAAAAAAAGUUUUGAAUAAAAGACCAACAAACAAUCCAUCAUCAUCCGAAGCAGCAUCUGAAUCAACCUCAAUUAAUUGA